Messenger RNA from Dibothriocephalus latus, 342 nucleotides. The record is from the annotation of a GenBank genome assembly. Lineage: Eukaryota; Metazoa; Platyhelminthes; Cestoda; Diphyllobothriidea; Diphyllobothriidae.
AUGCAAUUCAAGUCCCAUAACCAUCCCGUGGCUGGAUUCACGCGCCGCUGCGUCCUCACAAUUGAUCCCGUUAGUUCCAAGGGUGCGCCUGGCUCACCCCGUGUCCUUCCCAGUAAUCUGCUGCCCUCGGCUCGUAAGAUUAUCCACCUCUCCAUCUGGUGCCUUCCUCUUCUGAAAUCCACGGGAAACACGGAUCCAGCACUUCCCUCGCUCUCAGAGGCCAUCGUAGCUGCCGUGACAGCAUGUGGAACUGUUUACGUGAGUUUUUUUACGCUCCUUUGGAAUUUUGCUGCACUGAACCAAAACUGGAUUCAACGGGCUCACAGAACGCGCGCUUAUUAG